CGACAAUGCAUAAACGACGUAUAUUUCAACAUCAACGCUACCGCGUGUAAAAACUUACAAGGUAUGGGUGUUAUUAGAAUACUUUUGUCUCUCGUCUCUCUCGUUUUUAAGGCACUAGACUCCGUUGGAAUUCUAUGGGAUGCUCGGCUUCGGUUAUCAGAAUUUAUCUACGGAAAGCAUGGAGUUACAGUCCGUGGGCCGACAAAGCGUAUUUUAAAAUUACCAGCGUGUGUUAUUGCCGAAUACAUAAAGAAACGAAAAUUAACAUGCGUCGAAGUUAUUGAGGCUUUCAGAGACAGAAUUCUCGAAGUCAACCCGAUUCUCAACGCUGUUGUUGGAGACAGAUUCGACGACGCUUCGGAAGAAGCCCAGCACAUCGAUCAAGUUCUGGAUUCGAGCGAUAUAAACUUAAAUCAAGAAAAAUCUGAUUUGUUGAGUAAGCCUUUACUAGGAGUUCCCAUUACUGUGAAAGAAUCAAUCGCUUGUGAGGGAUUCACUAACUCGGCUGGACUUGUGGAUAGGAAAGAUAAGAUUGCCUCUGAGGAUGCAGCCGUUGUUAAAAACCUUCGUGUUGCCGGCGCCAUUCCGAUCGCCGUCACGAACUGUAGCGAAUUGUGCAUGUGGUGGGAGACGACAAACAACGUAUAUGGACGGACAAACAACCCUUAUGAAACAUCCAAGAUAGCUGGUGGGAGUUCAGGUGGCGAGGGCGCGAUUAUUUCUGCUGCAGGUUCGGUUUGUGGCAUUGGAUCGGAUGUAGGUAAGUAACCAUUAAUAUUCUAAACUUGGACAAUGGUUUGUGUUUAUCCUCUGAAAGUCAUUCAAUACAAUAGUUAUUAUAUGGCGGCGAGUUAAACUCCAUUUGCACGCGCUAAAAAAUCGGCACGUCGCGCCAAAUUUUUGGCACUGUGCUGACGAUUUUAUGGCAUCGCACUUCCAAUUUUCAGGGGCACCCAACGAGAGGAUAGUUCAAAACCACAUAAACAUAGCAUUGUUGAACGUACUUUAGUAUUUAAACGGUAGAUAAAGGCUUAUUUUUAUCCCCUAAAAAUUGUUCAUCUGUUCGGAUUUCCUAGCUGAAAGUAUAGUGAUCCGAAAAUUAUAGGGAUCAAAAUUUACCUUUUCGAAAAUUUCAGCCAGAAAAAAGGCUCCCGAAAAUUCUAGGUGACCUUUUAAGGGUAAAAAUCCGUUAAAAAUGGGCAAUUAUACGAUUUUUUUGAAGUUCGAAAAUCCUAGGAGAGGCAGGCAAGCAAGAAAUUUGUCAGAAAAUGAUCCGAAAAUUCUAGACCUCAAAUCGUCUUCCGAACAGAUAAUUUUCCGAAAAUUGUCGUUGGGUGCCCCUGAAUUUUCGACGUGUAAACGUAUCGGUCCCAAAUGUAACGUGGCACCAGAGCUCAAAAUUUUAGGAGUGCCGAGACCGCCUCCGGGAGGUAGUCUCGGCACGGGUAAACGAGGCACGGUGCCAAAAAUUUGGCGUGCCGCGCUGAUUUUUUAGCGCGUGUACUGAAAUGGGGUUUUUAAGUUAGGUAAUUUCACUAUGAUGUCCUACCUACAUGAAUUAACUAACCUUAUGCAUUAACUAUAACUCGCCCAUAUUUGAUUACAUUUUUUGUCUAUUUUCAAUGUUUUAAUGAAAAUGCCGCUUCCUGCACUGUAUAUUCAGCUGUAUAUUGACUGCUGUAAGAGGCUUGCAUUGAGAGUGCCGGGUCCAGACCGGAGGGGAGGGGGGGUGGGGGUGUCAUCGUACCUUGUAACAUCACCUACACGGGGCUGUUAGUAACUACGAUUUUCUGCCCAACGCAGCGUUGCAUUGUUGGAACAAUGUUGCAACCAUUCGAAACAAUGUCGCAAUAAUGUUGUAAUUCCGUGUUGCGCGUCAUUGCGAAUCGUCCAGUUUAAUAUCACCUUUUAUAUGAAGAGUCCCACGGGAGUAAAGGUGAUGCCUGUUACACGGGAAGAUUCGUAACGACGAUUUUUUAGUGCAACAUAGCAUAACAACACGGUUGCGACAUUGUUUUGACUGGUCGCAACAUUGACCAACAUUGUUCCAACGCAACACACAACAACGCUUGAAAUCGUCGUUGCGAAUCGUCGUGUAACAUCACCUUAAAGGUAAUGUUACACGGGACGAUUCGCAACGACGAUUUUAGCGCAACAUAUCGUUGCAACAUUGUUCCCACCUUGUUUCGAAUGGUUGCAACACUACCAAUAUUGCAACGCUGUGUUGCGCUAAAACUCGUCGUUCCGAAUCGUGCCGUUUAAUAUCACCAGUAUCACCUAAAUGCAGUCUUUCUGUUCAUAUAAAGAGCAUUUUCACUCACGUGGCCAACAGCUAUGCAACCUUAUUGGGCCAAAAAAUGUUACAUAAGGAAAAGGUUUAGCUCCAAACUUACUCCAACAGGAAUGGUUUGGGACACCAACAUGAUCAGGGGCACCCAACGACUGUUUUCUGUGAAAUAUCUGUUCGGAGAAGCAAAAAUUGCCUAGAAUUUUCUAUAGCUUGAGGAAAACUAAAAAUUUCUAGAUGACCGUUCCAUUCAUGUGCAAUUUCAAAGCUUAAUUAAUAAAUUCCCUACGAUUUUCUGAAGUUUAAUUUUUCCCAUUUCACUCCCGAGGUUAGCCCAAUUUUCGUAGAGAAAGGAAACCUAAAAUUUUCGAAAUCGAAAAUGCAAUGUAGAGAGGAAUCAGAAAAUUAUCACUUUCGUAAAACUCUAAAUUGCAGCUAAAAUUUUCGGGAAAAUAAUACUGAAGCCCUUGGUUCCAAAAGACUCAAGUUGCCCUAGGUUGACCGAACAGAUAUAAAUUUUUUAGCGCCACUUAAAAUACAUUUUUAGAGAUCUAAAAGUACUCGGGAUAGUCUAAAAAGUGUUUUUAAAGCAUUUAGGAGGAAACUGUCGUUGGGUGCCCCUGCAUGAUCGCCAUUUCAUCGUUUUAACCGCGGCAGGAUUAGCGAAGUCGGUAGAGCGCUUGACUGUCGAGCGUGAGGUCGCGGGUUCGAUUCCCAGGGUCUGACCAAUACUCAGGGUCUUUAAAUAACUGAGAAAUGAAGGUAUUGCCUUUGCCCUGCAAACGGCUAGGCCGUCGUGUGAUUUGAAUGACACGGCGUAAAAUGGAACUUGGGUACGGUCAUCAAGAAUUAAACUCCAGGCAAAUUCACCAACAGUUGAGUCGAAAUCAUUGAGUUUGAAAUCAUCCAGUAGUCACGUCGCUAUCAAUAUUAGGGUGAUUUAGCAGCAGAACGGGAACAUCAGUUGACGACGGCAAAUCAAACAACUGGCUUGACCAAUGGCAGAGCGACAAAUUGGACACCGGAAGUCGAGUUCAGUCGUUUUCGCGCGCUUUCCCGUCGUCAAAUGACGUUCGUGUUCUGUUGCUAAAUCAGCCUAAUAUUGCUCUGGAGAACGCAUACAACAAUAAGGAAUAAAAAUUACCAAAGAAUGCAGAUUUGAACCCAUAUGUAUCGUUAUUUUAGACAGUGUUACGAAAUUGCUUCUUGCCUUUUCUUACAGGUGGUAGUGUCCGUAUGCCGGCGUUUUUCAAUGGAAUAUUUGGACAUAAACCCAGUCCCUCUGUAGUUCCUAAUCAGGGCCACUUUCCUCAAGGCUCAAGUGAGGCCUUUGAUGAGUAUCUGAUCAUGGGUCCUCUCUGCAGGUACGCUGAUGAUCUAAUCCCGAUGCUGAAGGCUAUGGCAGGCCCAACAGCUUAUGAGCUUAAAUUGGACGAGGAGGUAGAUCUAUCCGCUAUUAAAGUUUACACCAUAAGCGAUGGAGAGUACCCUUUUUUAACUUCACCUGUGGACACCGACCUGCUGAUGGCCCAGGAACAGGUUUGUUCCUUUUUGCAGGAACGAUUUGGGGCGACAGUUGAAGACGCUCAUAUGACGCUUUUCCGAUACUCACCCCUUAUAUGGUCAGCUAUGAUCCUCUCGGCAGAGAGUAACAAAAUCACAUCACAAUUUUUGCAGAGGGAAAGCGGCUCAGUGUCCAUGAACCCGUUUGUUGAGAUUUUCAAGUAUCUUCUGGGAUAUUCGAAGUAUCAUUACGUCACACUUGCAGUGGCAGGCAUCGAGCACCUCAGAAAUCCUUUACCCCACUGUCUGCCUGAUGUGUCCUCGAGAUUUGUGCAGAUGGGCUUGAAACUGCGAGAGCAAAUUCAAGCUCUCCUUGGAAGUAAUGGCAUUUUGCUUUUUCCGUCGCACCCCAACACAGCUCUUUCACAUAACAGGCCGUUUCUAGCGCCGUUGAACUUUAGUUACACGUCGAUCUUCAACGUACUCCACCUUCCUGUCACGCAGUGCCCUAUGGGUCUUGAUAAAAAUGGUCUUCCGCUGGGUAUUCAGAUUGCUGCCGCAAGAAAUAAUGACCGGCUAUCAAUCGCAGUCGCUAAGCAACUUGAACAUCAGUUUGGUGGAUGGAGAGACUGGUACCCUGGGAAAACUUCGGAAGACAAGAAAAAUGAGUAAAAUUCUUAAAGUUUACAUAGCAGGCCUUCUACACUGCGAGCAGAGGUUUCUUUCUUGCAUAUGGCUUUUAGCAUUAACGAAGUCGUUCGCGUAGCUUGUCAGUCGCGUAGCUGGUUUAAUUUAUGCGAC
Porites lobata is the source of this 4591-nucleotide messenger RNA. The record is from the annotation of a GenBank genome assembly. Lineage: Eukaryota; Metazoa; Cnidaria; Anthozoa; Scleractinia; Poritidae.